This is a messenger RNA of Coregonus clupeaformis (lake whitefish), 2884 nucleotides long. RefSeq names its product CUE domain-containing protein 1. Bases 812 to 2080 code for a protein of 422 amino acids. NCBI's taxonomy places the organism in Eukaryota, Metazoa, Chordata, Actinopteri, Salmoniformes, Salmonidae. The record is from RefSeq and is a predicted model, not a curated record. The transcript is spliced from 13 exons. Gene Ontology annotation, molecular function: ubiquitin binding.
CAAGCAAGGCUAUCCAUGCUCGACUGAAUUUGCGUGCGAUAGCUUGACGGUCGUAGAGAAGUGGGAGACAACACAAGAGCAUCAUUGGAUGACAGACAUCACAGUAUUCCGUCGCAUCCACAAUUUGCGCCCAGAGAAAACACUUUUCGUCAACGUUUACCAUCGCCCCUUGGGUAAACAAAUCAUUGUUUUUCAUUUCGAUUGUAGGAAUGGGGUAGCUACUUCUUUUUCUAGCUGCAGAUGUUGGCGUCCGCUCUUCGCCUGCUAGCUAGCGGAUAACGAACCAACUAACUGUCACCUGAAGAGUGGGAUGAGAUGAAGUCGGCGAUCUUUUGGAUGUUUGAUAAGACCUAUCCUAUCCUAGAGAUGCAUCUGGAAGAAGAGCAUGACGAGUGAUUCUACUUUGUGGAUUUGUUGCUGUGCUGAAGGGAUGCGUGGGCUGGAAGUCCUAGGGCACUGCUAGCUAGUCCACUUCUGCUCAGAGAGAACGCAGCACUGGGUCCUCCACACACUGCCUGCCUGCCUGGGGAGACCAGCUACCACAUCCUCACAGCAUUGGAUGCAGCUGGCUCAAAAAACAGAAGAAGAAGAAGCGAGGGCUGUCUGGUGUUGUGAUGAUGAGGGGAUAACGGGGCAGAGCGCUGAGGGCCCUGAGGUGGACUGGCACAGUUGAAGCAGCAGGCCAGGGUUGAGCCAGGCCAGGGGAGGCAGGCGGUGGGCACCCACCGUCCAGGGACCAGGAGCCACCAUUUCUCGGGUGGUGUUGCCGGCGCGGAGGAGGGGCGCCGUGCGGAGGCUGGAGGCUCUUUGGAUGAUGACCAGCCUGUUCCGCCGCCACAGCAACAGCAGUGGUAACCAUGGUGACAUGGCGGCGCACAGGGAAAGCCCUGUUCCAGCCGAACUCAACAACAGUCGUCCCGGUGGGGGUGGACGCACGGUGCGGCAUCUGGAGUUCAACCAGGCCAUGGAGGACUUCAGGACCAUGUUCCCCAGCAUGGAACAGGAGGUGAUAGAGUGUGUUCUGCGGGCCAACCACGGAGCCGUGGACUCCACCAUCGACCAGCUGCUCCAGAUGAGCCUAGACGGACACAGCUCCGACGACAGCUCUGACUCAGAGGACAGCCUUCCUCCUGAGAUCCUUGAGCGGACGUUGGAGCCGGACAGCUCUGACGAGGAGCCGCCGCCGGUCUACUCCCCGCCAUCCUAUGACAUGCACAUCUACGACAGGAAGUACCCAGGCGAGGUCCAGCCCACAGCCUCACCACCUCCCAGCUUUGAUGCCAGUCAAACUCCUCCCUGCCAGCCCCCUCUUGGCCCACCCCCUCCCGCCAGUCAAUGGCAGGUUGGCAGUUACAGGAACUGGAACCCACCGUUACUAGGCAACCUCCCUGAUGACUUCCUGCGGAUCCUGCCUCAGCAGCUGGAUAGUCUGCCACGCUCACACACCAGCCUAACGCAGAGUAGUCUGACCCAGCCCUCGUCCUCUUCUUCCUCCCUGUCGUCCGUGACGCAGCAGGUUCAGCCGGAGGCUGGGGCGGGGGCCAGGGCAGGCCAGGUUGGCAUGGAGACGGAGCAGGAGAGGAAGCUGAAGCAGUACUUGGGGGAUGAGCGCAUCGCCCUCUUCCUGCAGAACGAGGAGUUUAUGAGGGAGCUGCAGCGCAACCGCGAGUUCCUCAUCGCCCUUGAGAGAGAUCGGCUGCAGUAUGAGUCAAAGACAUCCAAGUCCCAUCAUUCACAGGCUUUCAUGGGGAUGUCCACUCCAGGAGAUAAUUGUGCCUCAGGCUCUGGGGAGGCCUGCACCAAUGUUACAGACGAUGCCUUGUUCCGUGACAAACUCAAGCACAUGGGCAAAUCUACACGGAAGAAGCUUUUUGAAGUCGCUAGAGCUUUCUCUGAAAAGUCCCGAAGAAGAAAAAUGAAAAGGAGAGCCCUCUUGAAACAUCAUUCACUGGGUAAUGCUGCCUCAACUGCCAACCUCUUGGCUGACGAAGAAGCCGGACACCUGAGUGAGGAGGACAGCAAACUUAAGAGACCAGGCCCUCAAGAAGAGGAGGUGCCCCAGCAGGAAGUGUUGUCAUGAUUUCUCAUAUAGUUUAGUCUGUGACAAUGGAAGAACAAAAUGGCUCACACUACACCUCUGGACCUGAACCAGCCCGUCCCAAGUCCCAUGGAAUAUUGUUGCCUUCAGAUGCUCUUCGGAACUGGGAAAUGUCACAUUUAAGUCGUAAGUCCAACAUGACUGUUUUGGAAGUCAGAGCAAUUAUUCAACCAAUGAGAUUUUAGCUAGCAAAAUGAGCUAGCUAAUAAUACUAAUGAUAAAGUUAGCUAGCUUGCUUAACUUUGACAGUAGGGUCAAAAUAGCUAUUAUCCACAUUGAUAAGUUUGACGGCAUCAAAGGUGAAAGGUCAGUGAUGAAACGUCACAACUCUUAAAUUGGGUAUCAUCUCCAUCUCCGACUUUCCCAUUUGGAAUUCCAAAUUGGGAGGGUUAUUCAAGUGCUUAUUUCCCAGUCUAAACAUUGUAUUUCCCACUUCCGAGUAGCAUUUGAAGGCAGUCUUUUGAUUUCUUGUUUCAGAAAUCAACAAACUAGCUAGUUAGACACUUUUUUGUAUGAUUUAAAUUACAUUUGAAUAUAAAAUCUAUAUUGUUAUUGAUGGUGAAUAUUAAUAAUGUUAUGAUUUUAUUUUUUAUGUAUUACUCAUUUGGAAUUAUUCCUGAUAAUUGCUGGGUGAUACAGUGAAAGCUGGAGUUGUAAUUCCGAUACGACUCAGGACUCUAGUGCAUUUUACUCGCAUAUGAAUGGAUUUGAACAUAUUUAUACUGAACAAAAAUAUAAACGCAACAUGCAACCAUUUCAGAGAUUUUACUGAGUUACAGUUCAGAU